UGUGACGAGCGCUUUGUGCCGCAGAUUCCCUGGCCGUGAUGUCAGUGGACAUGGGGAGCGAGUCCAUGAAGAUCGCCAUCGUCAAGCCCGGGGUGCCGAUGGAAAUCGUCCUGAACAGGGAGUCUCGAAGGAAAACCCCAGUAGCCGUGACGCUGAAGGAGGACGAGCGCCUCUUUGGCGACAGCGCGGCGGGCAUGGCCAUCAAAAGUCCAAAGGUCGUCUUCCGGUAUUUCCAGGAUCUUCUGGGCAAGCGUUUUAAUAACCCCCAAGUGGCACGGUACCAGUCCUGGUUCCCAGAGCAUCAGCUGGAGAAAGAUGCAAGGAGGGAGACGGUCAUCUUCAGACUCUCGGAAAAGUUGCAGUAUUCUCCAGAAGAGAUCCUGGGCAUGGUCCUGAACUAUUCUCGGGCACUGGCUGAGGACUUUGCAGAGCAACCAGUCAAAGAUGCUGUGAUCACUGUCCCUGCCUACUUCAACCAGGCAGAGAGGAGAGCCGUCCUGCACGCAGCAAAAAUGGCUGAUCUCAAGGUUCUGCAGCUCAUCAAUGAUAACACUGCUGUGGCUUUGAACUAUGGUGUGUUCCGGAGGAAAGACAUCAAUGCUACAGCCCAGAACAUCAUGUUCUACGACAUGGGGGCAGGUAGUACCGUGUGUACCAUUGUGACCUACCAAACUCUGAAAACCAAGGACUCAGGGAUCCAACCUCAGUUGCAAAUCAGAGGCGUUGGCUUUGAUCGUAUGCUGGGGGGGCUGGGGAUGGAGCUGCGCCUUCGUGACCAUCUGGCUAAGCUCUUCAAUGAGCAGCACCCACUCAAAGACGUCCGGCGUAAUCUCCGUGCCAUGGCCAAGCUGCUGAAGGAAGCCAAUCGCGUGAAAACUGUGCUGAGUGCCAACCUGGACCAUGUGGCCCAGGUUGAAGGGUUAUUAGAUGACAUCGAUUUCAAGGCCAAGGUUUCCCGACAGGAGUUUGAGAAUCUGUGCUCUGACUUGUUCGAGAGGGUGGCAGGACCCGUCCAACAGGCCCUUAGCAGCGCUGAGAUGAGUCUGAAUGAGAUUGACCAAGUGAUCCUCGUUGGUGGGGCUACUCGUGUGCCAAAGGUGCAAGAAUUUCUACUAAAAGCAGUUGGCAAGGAGGAGCUGGGGAAGAACAUUAACGCAGAUGAGGCUGCCGCGAUGGGUGCCGUCUACCAGGCAGCUGCUCUGAGUAAAGCCUUCAAGGUGAAGCCUUUCAUUGUCCGGGACGCAGCCAUGUACCCAAUCCAGGUUGAGUUCACUCGCGAAGUCGAAGAGGAGGAUAAGUCUAAGAGUUUGAAGCACAACCGGCGCAUCCUCUUCCAGCGCAUGGCUCCGUAUCCUCAGCGCAAGGUCAUCACCUUCAACCGGUACACAGAUGACUUUGAAUUCCAGGUCAACUAUGCUGAUGUGGGUUUCCUGAGUGAGAGCGACUUACGAGUUUUUGGGUCCCUGAAUCUCACAAAGGUGAAGCUGCAUGGUGUGGGCGAGAGCUUCAAGAAACACCUGGAUUAUGAGUCAAAGGGCAUUAAGGCUCAUUUCAAUAUGGAUGAGAGUGGCGUGCUGAGUCUUGAUCGUGUGGAAUCUGUGUUUGAGGCAGUGGUAGAGGACAAACCAGAAGAGGAAUCCACACUCACCAAACUUGGGAACACAAUUUCCAGCCUGUUUGGAGGAGGCAGUCCUGGGCCAGAAGCACUUGAGAAUGCGACUGAGACUGUUCACGAGGAAGAGGAGGGUCAAGCAGAAGUGGGUAGAGAAGAUCAGAAGGACCACGCUGGGCCUGCUACUGAGGAGAGCAAUGAGCAGCCGCUCUCAGCUCAGGAGAAACCUGCUGGAGAAGUUUCUGCCACUAAGGACCAGCAGGAGGAGGGUGGAGAAAAGGGAAGCCCCAAGGAAGCCACAGAGAAACCAGAGAUGGGAAAGGGGGAGGAGCCUGCGAAAAGUCCUGAGAGCAAUGGGAAAGCAGCAGCAGAGCAGCUGGAGGAGGAGAAGAAAGCCAAGAGGCAGAGGCUAGUGGAGGAGAUCGCUGUGGAGCUUGAUGUGCAUGAUGUGCUGGAGCUGUUGCCCGAGGAGCUGCAAAGCUCCAGCCAGAAGUUGCAAGAUUUGACGGAAAGGGACCUGGAGAAGCAGGAGAGGGAAAAAUCCGCCAACAGCCUCGAGGCCUUCAUUUUUGAGACCCAGGACAAGCUCUAUCAGGAGGAGUACCAGUUUGUUUCAUCUGAAGAAGAAAGGGAGGAAAUAUCUAGGAAACUGAGUGAAGCUUCCAGCUGGAUGGAAGAUGAGGGUUACAUAGCCCCUACAAAGGAACUGAAGGAGAGGCUUUCUGAGCUGAGGAAGUUGUGCCGGAGCCUCUUCUUCCGGGUGGAGGAGAGACGGAAGUGGCCAGAGCGCCUUGCUGCCCUGGAAAGCCUGCUGAAUCACUCCAGUAUCUUCCUCAGGGGAGCGCAGAUGAUCCCGGAGGCCGAUCAGAUAUUCACAGAGAUAGAGCUGAGCACUUUGGGGAAAGCCAUAAACGAGACAGAGCUGUGGAAGAAGGAGACCCUGGCCGAGCAGAGCAAGCUGCCCCCCACUGCCAAGCCCAUCCUGCUUUCCAAAGACAUUGAGAUGAAAAUCGCAGGCUUGGAUCGGGAGGUGCAGUAUCUCCUGAAUAAGGCCAAGUUCACCAAGCCCAAGAAGAGAGAGAACGCCACGAAAACACAAGCAAACAGGAACACCACUGGAUCUCCAGAGAAUGGCAAGACCAUUCCUCCCAAGGAGGACAAUCGGGAAGAUCAGCCGGAAGAUGCCAGCCCAGUCAAAGAACCACCUGCAGAGGAAGAAAUGCCACUUGAUAAUGAAUUGGACCCAGAUGGAGGCCCGCAAACAGAUAAGAAUCCAGAACCAAAAGAAGAGACCAGAACUACUGAUGAAUUAUAACACUUCCUCAAUUCCCUGUGUGCAUCAUCAACAUCUAUUUAUUUACAGUUAAUUUUGCUGUUUUUAUGAUGGACAUGGUUAGCGGAACAUGGCACAAACUGAUGACAAAAUGCAAUAGAAUUGUAUUUUUUCCCCUUUUUGUUUGAGGAUUUCGUUGUUGCUGAUUUGGAAAUGUUGUGCUGUAUCAACUCCUUUCUUUAAGGAUGACUUUCAGCUCUUUGGAAAUGUUUGCGGGGUCUGUCCCAGCUUUUUCCGUGGGAUUGGCAUUUUUCUGUGGUGGACUACAGCUACCUGGAGUGCUCUGGGACACAGUGCAGCGCAUCUGCCCCAGGCUCUGCUCUCAGUGCAGAGAGCAGGGCCUGCAGCCACUCUCCUUGGCAGUGGAAAACCUGAACCCUCUGAACGUGAUGCGUGGAUUAAGCCUGCCUGAGGGGCUCCUGCGUCAUCUGACUGUCAGGCUGCUGCUAUCACUGUGCCACAAAGUCAGACGAAGCAUAAAUGGGUAGGCGAUAACAGGCCGAAAGAAGCCCUAAACACUCCCCGCUUUAUCGUAUGAGGACCUAAUAUAAAACAAAAAGGCCCUCAGUGCCCGGGUCUAGAAUCGGGCCUGGCCGCUGAUGACCCCUAUCCUCAUCCCCGCUUUCUGUCCACCGUUAAUGCUCUGGCCAGGUUUCGCCCUUCUCUGUGCGGUUUAAGGGCCUCCGGGCAACCACGCUGCUGCUGCUCCGCCUGGCCAAAGCGAGGGAAGCAGCAGCCCUUCUCCAGCGGAGGGCAGAGGGCGGGCUGCUGCUGCUGCUGCUCCUCGCUCCUGAGGUUUGCGCGUCCGACUCCUGGAGCCCCUCAGCCGCCCUGCGCACCGUCCUUGACCUUAGCCGGGUCUCCUGUUUUGCUCGCGUGGGGGGGAGGGCAGGAAGCCACCUGUAGGGUUUGCUGUCCCCGGGCACGCGCGCCGCUUGUCGUCCGUCGCAGCGGAUGAGGAACGGAGGGGGUCAUCCUUCGCCGUACGCCAAGACGUCCCGAAGCUUCGGUUUCCAGCAGCGCGGCCUCGCCGGCCUGAACGCCGCCGCCCCGUCGUCCUCGGCCCCGGGAGUCCGCCUCGCGGGACAGGACGGGAUAUUCAUUCGGCGUUCGGCGCCGCUGGACUACAUCGGCCUGGAAACGCGCACGUUGAGUUUCUCUAAGCCUGUAACUGAGGAAUUUCUUCCUGUUCAGAAGUAAUAGAGUAAACCGCAAGUUCUACAGCG
Molecule: messenger RNA, 4171 nt
Organism: Python bivittatus (Burmese python)
Lineage: Eukaryota; Metazoa; Chordata; Lepidosauria; Squamata; Pythonidae
Source: RefSeq, a predicted model, not a curated record